AUGAGCACACAGGCCUCAUCAGUCCCUCUGUUUGCAGCUCCAGUGGAUGCACGUCUUGUAAAUGGAGAGAGGCGCUGCUCGGGGCACGUGGAGAUGAAGCACCGGGGCCAGUGGAGGACUCUGAAGGUGAGCCCCAGCCAUAGGUCCUCUCGCACGGUGGGUUUUGUGGGUUUUGUAGAAUUGGCUUGUCGACAGAUGGGCUGUGGUUCAGCGACGUCUGUUAAGUUUCUACUUAACACCAUGGAUCAUAAACCCGCGUGGGAGGUCCACUUCUCCUACCAGGGCUCAGACCGAACCAUCCAACAGUGCAAAGAGAGCGCAUUAUCCCGAGGAAAAGUGGAGGCCGUGGAGUCCUAUGCUUCAAGGACCAUGGUGGAGUGUUCAGAAACCCUGAGAAUUGCUACUAUUUCUUCUUGCUCUGGGACUGUAAGGGUGAAGUCUGAUCAGGAUUGGUUGCACGUUUGUGUUUCGGAGACCCCCGGCGUGGACCCCUGGAUGGCAGGCCUGAUGUGUGCGGAGCUGGGCUGUGGGAUCACCGGACAAACCAGAUACACCAAUCAACAAACCACUGUCCCCUCCAGGAAUAUUCAGUGUUUAAGGAACGAGACGCAGCUCCACCAAUGUCCCUCCACACAAAGCGACUGCAAAAAAGUGCUCUACCUCGACUGCGACAACACAUACAGUAUAAGACUUGUUGGUGGACACAGCCAGUGCAGAGGCGUUCUCGAAGGGAAGAAUGGUGUGGAGUGGAGGCCUCUCAUUCAUGGCUGGGGUCCCUUCAGAGAGUCACAGUUAUCAAACCUGUGCAAAAAGCUGGGCUGUGGUGCAAUCAUAUCAUCCACAGAGGUGUACCUCCCCGACCACCAGCCACUGUGGCAAACCAGUUAUGAGUGCGACAGCUUUGAACGCUGCAAAAAGUGGUCGCACCAAGAAGCACAUACUGUCCUCAAUAUGUCCUGUACCGAGGCUAUAAUGCUGGUGAAUGGGGGUAACAGAUGCGCUGGAUGGGUUCAAGUCAAAUAUGGCGGCAUGUGGCAUCAUUUGUGUCAUGAUGACUUCACUCUGAUUCACGGGUUUAUCGGGUGCAGAGACAUGGGCUGUGGAUUUCCUCAGAAUCUUCCACCAUCAAAUAUCAGACAGAGCGUAAAAGACACUCUGAACAUAAGCUGUAGUGGUCAUGAACAGCGACUGACGGACUGCCGUAUCUCCUCAACACCAGCAGAGAGCAGUAGUGCUGAAUGCAAGCCUGCUUUUCUCAUGUGUGACAUAUAUCCAUCGGCGCCUGAAAUGUCCAUGUUUUCCACUUUGGCAGAUGUUGCACCACAAGCGCUAACUGGGUACAGAGGCCAUCGGGUCCUUGUCACAUGUAGUGUUACCUCACCGCAUCGAGUGAGCUCCUUUAAUCUGAAGUUUUAUUCCCACGGCUUGUUAAUGUCCCUGGAAAACAAAACUGCUGUGGACAACACUGCUCACUUUAUGUUGGGAGAACAGAUCCAAGAAGGAAAAUAUCAGUGCAGUUACGACUAUGAGCUCAGUCCUGGGAUCUUCUCUGAGCACGGAGGGUUCACUCUCAAAAUCAAAGAAGCGUCAUAUGUGCGUUUGAUGGGAGCAAAGAGCCGGUGUCUGGGCAGUCUGGAGCUGGAACACAGAGGAGAGUGGAGGCCUGUGAGCCAGCAGCUGUGGGGCCUGAAGGAGGCUGCAGUCGUGUGCAGACAGCUGGGCUGUGGCUCUGUGCUGCACACACACACACAGAGCAGUGUGAAUGAGCUGCAGCCUGUGUGGAGCUUCUUCUCUGACUGUGAGGGCUCUGAAGGGGCUCUGCUGAGCUGUGGCUCUGUCAGGGAGGGCAUGUCUGCCUCCACUGUCCACGUGCUCUGCUCAGGUACUGGCAAUAUGUUACUUAAACAGAAAUCUUAGCUCCUCCCACC
Messenger RNA from Periophthalmus magnuspinnatus, 1928 nucleotides. Its product is annotated as scavenger receptor cysteine-rich type 1 protein M130-like. The transcript is spliced from 7 exons. Bases 1 to 1917 code for a protein of 638 amino acids. NCBI's taxonomy places the organism in Eukaryota, Metazoa, Chordata, Actinopteri, Gobiiformes, Gobiidae. The record is from RefSeq and is a predicted model, not a curated record. Gene Ontology annotation, cellular component: membrane.